This is a messenger RNA of Tilletiopsis washingtonensis, 1902 nucleotides long. RefSeq lists its product as hypothetical. Bases 214 to 1569 code for a protein of 451 amino acids. Gene Ontology annotation, molecular function: mRNA 3'-UTR AU-rich region binding. Lineage: Eukaryota; Fungi; Basidiomycota; Exobasidiomycetes; Entylomatales. The transcript is spliced from 3 exons. Gene Ontology annotation, biological process: 3'-UTR-mediated mRNA stabilization. Gene Ontology annotation, cellular component: cytoplasm; nucleus. The record is from RefSeq and is a predicted model, not a curated record.
CCUCGCCGCCUUCCCACCACGACCGCCUGCCACAAUCACACUCCGUCGUCGUCGCCGCUCCUCCUCCUCCUUCUCCCCUCUCUCCUCCUCCUCCGCCUCCUCCUCCUUCCUCUACUCCGACCCGACCCUCCUCUCUUCUCCCUCCGCCCGCUCUCUCUCCGCCGCCGACUCUCUCCCUCUCCGCCCUUCCCUCCACCCUUACCUGUCUCCGCCAUGUCCAACCCCACCUCGCCCACGCCGGCCGCUGCUGCGCCGGCACCGGCAGCCGACGUCGCCGCCUCCGCCGCGGCUCCCUCGCAGGCCGAGGCCGCGGCGCCGAGCUCCUCCGACGCCUCCACGGCCGUCGACUCUGCCUCUGCCGAUGCGCAGGCCACGGCGGCUGCCGCGCCGGCGCCCGACAGCGAGGCCAGCUUGACGAUCCGCGCCCUCGUCAGCACCAAGGAGGCCGGCGUCAUCAUCGGCAAGGGCGGCGCCAACGUCGCCGAGCUGCGCGAGCGCACCGGCGUCAAGGCGGGCGUCAGCAAGGUCGUGCAGGGCGUGCACGACCGCGUGCUCAGCGUCAGCGGCACCGUCGAGGGUGUGUCCAAGGCCUACGCAUACAUCGCCCAGACCAUCCUCGAGAACCCCGUGGCCGCAGCGGCGGCGCCGGGCGAGACGCUCUCGGCGGCCGCGGGCGGCAACUUCACGUCGGUGCGCCUGCUCAUCUCGCACAACCUCAUGGGCACCGUCAUUGGGCGACAGGGCCUCAAGAUCAAGCACAUCCAGGACGUGUCGGGCGCACGCAUGGUGGCGAGCAAGGAGAUGCUGCCGCAGAGCACGGAGCGCAUCGUCGAGGUGCAGGGCACGUUUGAGGCGAUUCGCGUCGCCGUGCUCGAGAUUGCAAAGUGCCUGCUGGAGGACUGGGAGCGCGGACAGGGCACCGUGCUCUACCACCCGGGCCAGGCUGAGGGCGCCGGCGUGCUUGCCAUUGGCGGCGCCGGCGGCCUGCAGCCGCAGGGCACGCCGAACCGCCGCGCCGGCGGCGGCGCCUACCUCGCCGGUGCCGUGGCCUCGAUGACGCUGGGCGCCGGCGGCUCGCACGGCAUGGCUGCAUCGCCGCCGCAGCCGCGCCGCGCAGGCUCGGGCGAGGGCGCUGCGGCCAACGGCAGCGGUGCCUCUGCGCGCCGCACCAGCACGGCUGCCGCUGAUGCCGCCGCCUCGGGCGCCGCCGUGACGCCGGCGGGCGGUCUCGUGGCCGGCGCCAGCGACGCGGCCGGCCUCGGCGCGCCCAUCGUCGAUGCGGCGAACCAGCGCACGCAGAACAUCAGCAUCCCCUCGGACAUGGUCGGCUGCAUCAUCGGCAAGGGCGGCAGCAAGAUCACCGAAAUCCGCCGCAUCUCGGGCUCGCGCAUCAGCAUUGCCAAGGUGCCGCACGACGACUCGGGCGAGCGCAUGUUCACCAUCCAGGGCACGGCCGAGGCCAAUGAGAAGGCGCUGUACCUGCUGUACAACCAACUCGAGUCGGAGAAGGAGCGGCGCACCAGCACGGUGACCGAGGACAAGAGCGGCGACGCGGCAGUCACGGCCUGAGGGAGCAGACGAGAGCAGCAGGCAGGGUUGAAGUGGGGCAGCUCGACGGGGUCUCGCGCGGCGCAGUGGACCCGAGGUGGGAGCCAGAGGGGGAUGGCGAUGAGACACACACAAAAAGACUACAUCAAGACAGGCCGCGGUUACUGUACAGGGGCGAAGGGUCGCUGGGGCCAGACUAUAAUGGGAACGUGGGCUUUUCUCUCCGCCUGCGCUGAUGCUCCUGCUUGUGAGGUCGCUCAUGGUGCCAGAGCCUUUGUGACCGAGCGCAUCACCUGCUCGGUCACAGAGCAUGCAGGCCAGAGUCCGGCUCAGUAGCAGGCGCAGGCUAAGGUC